AUGGGGUACUUCGUGGGCGUGACGAGCACCGGCUUCGUCGGCACGGGCGAAAUGAGCGCCGUGACGUCGUACAUGCCCUGCCACAUCUUCGGCGACCAGAUGCUCAUCGGCGCCGGCAUCCGCAUCGGCUUCUACCUGUUGUACGCUGCCGCCAUCGUAGCGGUGCUCUUCGGCGUGGACAAGCAGUUCCGGCUCUGGCACGGCGCUUGGGGCAUUCUCGCCCUGUCGCUCUUCGUCACCAUGUUCCUCAACCUGGUGGCCUUCAACCUCAUCAUCAUCGACUACGCCGUCCUGAUACAGCUGGUCCUCUGGUACCCCGUCUACUUCAUCUUCACCGUGCUGUUCCGCCAAGCGCUCGUUGUCGACAGCAAGAGCCACCCCAUGGCGGACGCUGAGUACCGAAGACGACUGCAGCGGCUCCGACAGGCUGCCGUGACCGAGCUCGACGUGAAAAGGGCGCGCGCUUACUCCGACGUACUCAAGGCAUUUGCGCUGCACGCGGCGGCAGAGGAGGCGGAGCGCGACCACGACGCAGCGCAGGCGGCUCUGAGCGCGGCAGUCCAGCACUACGUCUCGCAUUGGCACGAGCAGAUCGAGAUUCGCGACGGCCAGCAGAGCGAGGAGGCGAUUGUUGACGGAGGAGCCGUGACGACCGUCUACAACCGCGAGCUCAUCGAGGAAAUCGCGGCCGCACCAACCAGAGCGGAUAUCGACAAGCUGCGCGACCUCUACGUCGCCGCCUUGAUCCACUCGCGGCAGUCCGUCGCCGAGGCGCGCGCCACAGAGCACGAGGUCGCACUCAUCGCGUCCGAGGAACUGCGGAUCAAGCGCGGCGCGCGGCCCCCCAAGCAAUCGCUGUUCCACUUCCUCGUGACGACCAGCUACAAGGACCAGCUGACGGCGGCCCUCGGCCUGCUGAUCUGGUCAGCUUGGAUGUUCGGCACCGCAGCCCUCAACUGGCCGCUUCUGCACAACGGGAACAAGCCCGGCGGAGAGUGCGACAACGUGCCGACCGUCUACUUCGUCUUCGCCCCGAAGAAGCCGUUCGCCGAUGCGGGCUUCACCACCUUCUUGAGGGUCUGGACCGUCGGGGUCUGCAUCGUGGCCGUCGUCACAACCGCGUUGGCGCUGUUUCUUCUCACCGUCAUCAUCUUCGGCCCUGCCGCGGUGGGCUUGGGAUCGGGUCGGCGGCAGCGGCGGCGGGGCAAGGGUUCAGUCGAAGCUGGGCAGGGCGACCACCACAUCAGCGAUCUGCGCGCCUCGGCGGGCUACUCACGCAAGGCUCGCGGGCAGCACGCGCAGGAGAUCCUCGAGUGCCUGCACCACAGCGAGCCGAGGUCCAUCCAGCACCGCUAUCGCAGCCGGACGACGGCGCCGGCCCGGUUCAGCCUCUGGAACGUGCCCUGGGCGGUCCUCUUGGCCGUGCUGCUCGUCAUCACGAUCGUGUGCGCAGAGCUGACCGUCACGAGGCAGGGGCCGAACAACAACGUCCCGCUCGACUUCGCCCGGCCGCCGCUGCACGAGACAGCCGAGAUCCUGGCCUGCCUCAUUGGCUUGUACUCGUUGGUGCUGACUCUCUUGAGUGUGUUGGGUGCGUUUUUGGCUGCGUUUUUGCGCAUCCGCCGGCGCAAGAACCGGGGACACGGCGAGCAGCGGCCCCCUGAGCAUCAUCAGACGGAGGAAAUAGGCGAUGCUGGGAAGUCGGAGGAGCCUGGCUUGGCUUAUUGA
This is a messenger RNA of Thermothielavioides terrestris NRRL 8126, 1728 nucleotides long. RefSeq lists its product as uncharacterized. The record is from RefSeq and is a predicted model, not a curated record. The coding region runs from base 1 to 1728 and encodes 575 amino acids. Lineage: Eukaryota; Fungi; Ascomycota; Sordariomycetes; Sordariales; Chaetomiaceae. The transcript has a single exon.